AUGGAGUGCUCGUGGAAAACCGUGCUGCUGCUGGUGUGCGCCUCUCUGGGGGUGCAAUACACAGCCAUCCGCACCCUGAGGGACUCACUGUCUGUGCCCUGUCCCGGGGCGUACAGCUGCCAGGGUCGCCGCCACCGAGAAUCCAGACUCCUGUGCGACAGCUGGCCGUCCCCGGACCUGCCGCGGCGCCACAUCCUGCUGUUUGCCACCACCCGCAGCGGCUCCUCCUUCACCGGCCAGCUCUUCAACCAGCACCCGGAGGUCUUCUACGUCUUUGAGCCCCUCUACCACGUCCAGCAGGCCUUCACCAACUCCAGCAGCCGAGUGCGCCGCAUGCUGGACCGCAGGGCUCUGCUGGGGGCCUACCGCGACCUCCUCCUCAACCUCUACACCUGCGACCUUCACUUUAUGGAGAACUACAUCCACCCGGAGCCGCAGGAACACAUGACCAGCUCCUUGUUCCGUAGAAGUUCUAGUCACGCCUUGUGCUCGCCGCCGGUGUGCGCGGAAAACCCAGACACGGUGUUAGAAGCUCCGGACGAAAGCUGGUGCCCGAAAAAAUGCGGCGCCCUCAACUUCACGCUUGCCUCCGUGUCGUGUUUGUCGAAAGGACACGUCGCCAUCAAGACGGUGAGGGUUCCGGAGGUGGGCGACCUGCGAACGCUCACGGAAGAUCCACGGUUGGACCUCAGAAUCAUCCACCUGGUGCGGGAUCCAAGAGCCAUACUGGCGUCGCGUAUGACGGCGUUCGCGGACCAGUUCAGGGCCUGGAAGAUCUGGAACGCGACCGGGAGGCAACCUCGCUACGUGGACCUGACGCAGAUCACCAGCACGUGCAAAGACAUCUCGGCGUCUCUGGAAACCGCACUGCAGAGACCGCCCUGGCUCCGCGGACGCUACUAUCUUGUGCGUUAUGAGGACCUAGCUCUCAACCCCAAAGAUAAGACCGAAGACAUUUACCGGUUCGCAGGACUGGACGUGGACCAGAGGGUUCUGACGUGGAUUAAUAAGAACACCAACAGUAACAAUGGUUCGCCGUCGGACUGGAACUAUAAAUACUCGACGAGCCGAGACUCCCGAGCGGCCGCGGAGAGCUGGAGGCUACGGCUGAGCUUCGACAUCGUGAGGACCGUACAGAAUCUUUGUAACCACACGCUCUCUCUGCUGGGGUACCGACCUGUGCAUUCAGCCACACAGCUGCGCAACCUGUCGCAGAGCCUGGUGGAGCUCAGGACCUUCCAGCCAAUACUAUGA
Molecule: messenger RNA, 1254 nt
Organism: Knipowitschia caucasica
Lineage: Eukaryota; Metazoa; Chordata; Actinopteri; Gobiiformes; Gobiidae
Source: the annotation of a GenBank genome assembly